Messenger RNA from Plutella xylostella (diamondback moth), 612 nucleotides. RefSeq lists its product as uncharacterized. Lineage: Eukaryota; Metazoa; Arthropoda; Insecta; Lepidoptera; Plutellidae. The record is from RefSeq and is a predicted model, not a curated record. Gene Ontology annotation, molecular function: protein binding.
AGCUGAUAUGAAUUUUAUCAAAAUUACGCCACCGAAAUAUCGUCGAUAAUAGUAAUUGUGAGUUGCGGUAAACAAUAGCAGCCAGAUGCAACAGCCAUUUCUGUAGUUUACAACAGUAAAUCUCUUCACACAGGGCCCAUGCUGACAGCUUCUCCAGUGAGGAAGCCCAUAAAACCGCCCCCACUACCGAAACCAGCACCAGACUUCCUGACCCCUGACACUGCGCGGGUUGCUUCCAAGGAGAGCUCUUUAGACUUGGACCAGCUGUUGGAAAAUGCUGGUCUACAAGGAAUCCUGGAGAAAGACUUUGUGCUGAUGAUGGGGCUCAAACAUGACCUCAACCAGAAGUUGGAGAAACUUUCUACCAACAUGCACCAGAUCGCGGGUCCAGUGUCCCUGGGCGCCCCCUACCUGGCGCUGACGCUGCACCAGCCCGCGGCCGUGGAGCCCGUGGAUGAGAGGCAGGAGCAGUACCGGGACAUCAUGAGACUAUUCCCGUCAUCAGUAUCCACAGCGAGUUCCCCGCGCUCCCGCAGCGGCUCACGUGCGGAUUCACGACGGACCAAGUCCACCGGGUCUGGACUAAUACAGCGGUCUAGCUGUAGCAAGUGA